UUUUAGAGUGUCCAGAGGAGGGCAGGGAAGAUGGUGAAGGGCCUUGAGGGGAAGCCGUACGAGGAGUGACUGAGCCUGUUCAGUCUGGAGCAGAAGAGACUGAGGGGAGACCUCAUUGUGGUCUUCAACAUUCUCAACAAGGGGAAGUGGAAGAGCAGGGACUCAUCUCUGGUGACCAGUGACAGGACCCAAGGGAACAGCAUGAAGCUGUAUCAGGAGAGGUCUAGGUUUGCUAUUUCAAGAAGGUUUUUCAGAGGGUAGUUGAGCACUGAGAUUAGCUCAGUUGGUUAAAACAUGGGGCUAAUCACACCAAGGAUGUGGGUUCAGUCCCUGGAUGGGCCAUUCAUUUCAGAGCUGGACUUGAUGAUCCUUGCAGGUCCCUUUCAAUUCAGAAUAUUCUGUGAUCUGGGAACUCAGGGUAUGCUAUGAUUCUUUUGAAAGCUUUUGUUCAGAGAUUUAAGCUUAUAAAUCCCAAUUAAAAUAUCCUAACUAGAUCUAAGGGUACUGUGCAGGUUUGCCUUUACUGAUGUUUUUUUCAAGACCAUUAGUAACAUUCCUGCAAGUUUAAAGACAGGAAUAUAGCUACAUCACAAAAAUCUGCAGUUUAAUAAGCAUUUAUACAUGCACUACUAACAUUACACAACGUACUUGGUCAUAGCUGUUUUUUCAUAGUUUUUAGGCCUAUACAUUUACCUGUGACAUCAUUAUUAUAAAUUAUUAAUUACAGAUUUAUAUUCUAUUUCUUGCAAAUGGUAUUGGAGUAGGUCAAUAGAAGAGAAAAACAGUAUUCCCAGGGAAUUCACUCCAGAAACGUUUUUUUCAUAUUUAGCAUUGGGGUUUUUUUUCCCCAACUAUUAUUACAACAAUUACAGAAAUUUUUAGAUUUUGAAAAUUGAAAAAGCGUGAAAUACUUUGUUUCAUUGUUUGGUUUUGAAGGAUUUUUCAGUCUUGACGAGGGUAGAAGCUGGUCUUUACCUAAGUAAAACCACUAGAUGGCAUUCCAGAAGAGGAUUUCGAUAAAGUUAACAAACACAAUUUUCACAUGAGAAAUAUUAAGGGAUUACAGACUUGAAUGAGGGCCAGUGCUGUCACAUGAGUAAUGCAAAUCAGUGGAUUUAGGUAAUAAGUAUUGAGCUGACCUGAGAGGAAUCAAAACAAAUAAAAAAACCCCGAAGUCUAGUAUGAAUGAUACUGGCAUGAAAUACUGGAGGGGGGAAGGAAAGUUGCCAGAAUAUGGUAGCAACUACUGGAAUUCCUUCUACUCUUCCAUAACAGACAUUUGCUGAACUCUUAUUUUUCAGUUAUUUUCUCCACUUCUAAAGAUGUAUUUGUCAUGUGAUUUAAAACAGCUCUCCUAUAAGCUCAUUAAUUGUGCUCCAGGGGAGAGGAAGGUUUUUUUCUUGGCCCACUGCUGCUGAAAUUCGAUACAUGGCCUUUAAAAUUGAGUUUCACUGAUAAAAGCAUACUCUUCUCCCUUUCACAAAUGCACAUCUGUGUCCUCCAUACAGGUCCUAAUUUAUUCCAAGAGGAAUAUGCUAGCAAGGCAUAAUUUGAAGGCUGACUAAUGAUUUUGCUUGAUUUUUCUCCUUUAAUUGUUGGAAAUACAUGAUGAUGCAAAGGAUUUUAUCAUCUGUAGUAAUAUGGUAAGGUAAAUCAUUGCAAGCUUUAGAGUUAACAAACUUUAGAUCUUUAUGAGAUCAUCUGCUUGAAGUCAUGGGAGUAAAAAAUUAUUUUAUCUGCAAGGAUGGGACGUGUUAGAGACAGAGCCUGUUACACCAGAAAAACAACUUUCCCAUCGCCAGAGCAGAGCAAGUACUGAGGUUUUUGUCAUUCCGAACCUGCCAUCUGUGCUGCUUAACCUAUCCUGAGUGGCUGUGUUCUGAACCCGAAACCAAAACCAAUAGGACAUGAGUGAAAGCUGCUUUUUAUUAUUAUUUUAAUAUUCAAAGCUUAUAUGCUGUUGCAAUGAUUCUUCAUUUUUUUUUCUCUAAUGAAACUUGGAAAUGAGUUUGAAUGUUAAUCGACUAUUUAACAGUGACAAAGUGACACAAAUGACAGUAUCUUUCUAUAGGAUUAAUGGUGAUCCUCUUCUGGGAGUUCAAACCCCGUGUUAGAAAAAAACAGCAUUAGCAGUGGUAAUGGGAAAUUUCUGUUGUUUUGAUGUGAAACAGGCCCAUGAUCAAGUGCCUAACAAUGUCUUGGAAACAUGGUAACAGUGACCAUGGCACACAAUUACUGAGAAUCCAUAUAAAUUCAAUGCCUGCUGAAAUGGUUUUUUCAGGAUUCUCCUGGAAUUGCAACACAGAACUUGUGUAUUUCACGUCUGAAAGUUGUGUGACUGUGUCCCCUCAGUUUUCUUGUAGCAUGCUGAAACAUUUGCAGGAGUUGGCACCUCAAACACCAGGAAAUUCAAUUUCAUACGGUUUUCAUUCUCAUCUGCGUUUUAAUUUCCACUUAACAGCCUCAGUCCUCACAGCACAGAACCUCCAGGGAGCAGCACUAUUCGGCACAACCCAUGGCAUGGGUACGCACUGCCACACAGCUCGGAAGUGACCGUGUGUGGUACGAGGGCUGGCAACACUCACACACAACACCCUUUCUCGAUAUCCAACAGUUCUGGGGGAAAGGUUAAAAGCAUGCAACUGAUGCUUUAGGAAAUGGAAGAUGCAUCAGAUAGUGGCUUUGAAGUUGUUACAUCAGAAGGGUCAGGUGCAGAGCAAUCACCGGCAUUCUCACAAGAAAAAGCUCCAGUUAGCACAUCACCUGAGAUCACAUCUCCUGUUAACAAUGAGAAUUACUGUACUUUAUCUGAAAUAAGAAAUUCAGAAAGGGAAGAACAAACUUCUCAAAAUUCAGUACUAACAGAGAAUACAGCAAAUGGGACAGAGACAGCAAGCAUGAUUGAGGAUAAUGAAACACUUAGGAAGACUGAUGAAACUGUCCAGUCUGAAAAUCUGGAACGUUUUCCCAGAGAAGUCAUUCAACAGGAUUACCACAUGCCUGAUGUCAUAACUGUCAGAGUACAAACAGAUUCGGAUUCAUUUCAAGAAGUAGUUGUAAAAAUUGAAAGACGUACCUAUAAUAAACCUUUUCUGGGUGGAUUUAGGAACAUGUCAACAGGAGUGGAAUUUCAUAAUGCAGGAUCACAAACAAAACCCAAAAGACGACCUGACAAAGGAAUUCAGUUAUUUUGUAAGGAAACACAGACAGUUGUGGAAAAAAAUAAGCAACAACAAACAAGAAAUACAACAUCGACACAGAUGACUAAAAUUGGCCUUUAUGUAUCAAACAUGACUGACAAACUAAUAACUCCUGGAAAGUAUUUUACAGCAGAGGAAUACCAUAAACGUAGACUUGAAGCAGUAAUAGUAUUACAGAAAUAUUUCCGUCGUUGGCAUGCUAUAAAUUUAGCACAAAAUCUGAUGGAACAAAAGAGGUUAAGGCUGGCACGGGAGGCACAAGAAGAAUUACAGAAAAAAAGGGAGAAAGAAGAAAAAUUGAUAAGGGAAUAUGAGAAAAAACUGAACCCUAAAACAAAAGAAGACUUUGAGCUACUGUACCAUGACUUGGAAUUGUGGAUGCAGGAGGAGACUGCGCGAAUUAACAGAACUCUCAGUGGAGCUGAAAGGAAGGCAGCACUUUGUGCGCUUCUGGAAGAAGAGACAGAGCUCAUUGCCUGCAUUGGGAUGCACAAACUAAAUGCCAAUGUGGAGAAUCAACAAAAAGCAAUACUGCAACUUCUGGGUAAGUGUGCACAACCUAGGAGGUGGAAAGCAUUUGAUGGAAAAAUCACUGAAAUGGAUACACAGAACACGCUCCGUGGCAAAGAACUACUUGAAAUCUACCGCAGCAUUAGCACAAAGGACAUCCCAAAAGAUGAGAGAACAUCUGUGCUGUUAACACUCAAAUGUACAGUGAAGGAACAUGAAUGUAAAUUAACACAGGAAAUAGUGUCAUUAAUUGACAGGGAAAUUGAUCUUAUGUCAAGAGAGGUGAAAGAAUGCAACUUGGAAGGACUGAGGAAAAGAAUUUGUACAUUAUUUCUUCAGUAUAUUAAAAUUCCAGAGUGUAACCCUGAAGUUGCUGGGUUCCUUAAGGUUCCACAAAAUCCCUUAAAGCUUUAUAAAAAUGUUUACUUCUGUCAUAGCUGCGAAAAUUACUUACCAUCUACUGAGUUUCCCAUUCCUGCAAAUUCCCGCACCAUUGGCAGAUGUCGCUCAUGUUAUCAGCUUGAUAAUGAGGCUCGGAAACGAGAAGCAUAUUUCAAGUACAGACUUAUACUAGAAAAUCUCAGAAAGUCUGAAGUUGAUUAUCAGGAUGAUACUAAAAUUGUUUUCUUAGUUCAGCUUCCAGAUAUGCAGUACCUGAUUGAGAACAUAUGGAACUCCCAGUCAGCUCUCAGUGCCUGCAGUGACCUGUAUGAGUUGGUUAUGAUCAGGUGGGAUAAGCAGCAUGAGUGGUCUCCAUGGAACACUAUUCUCCUCACUAAAGAAGAGGCAGAUGCACAUCUUAAGCUGUGUAACCUUCAGAAGGCUUAUGAAGCUCCAUUUAUUUACAAAAUAAAACAAAAGCAUAUCUGGGCACAAAACUACUUUGCUCAGUUUCCGGCGAUGUCAUCAUUUUUGCAUAGAAGUAACAAUCAGGCUAAUGCAAAUUCCUGCAAAAAACAUAAUUCUUCGAAGUUAAAGAAGUGAACUAAAUUCCAAGGUUUUAAAGAAAUACACUUUUUCAUCAGUACCUUAAUUGUAUUACAGAGAUCAGAAUAAACUUCUGAGGAUAAAAUAAUUUGAUCUCAAUCAGUUAAUUUAACUGCAUUUCAAGUUUUGUAACCUCAUUUAAAACAAAAAUAAAAUGUUGUUAAAGAGCUUUGUAAAUUCUCAAUUUUUAGAGCAACGAUUGUUUUUCUGUGUAUUCCUGCAUUGCUUGGAACAUUCUGUCUAUAGUGUAAUAUUCCUGUUAGGCAAAUUCUGUUAAUUCUUUGUCACCCUUUAAUUAGAAAAUUAAUACUAUAGCACUGUAUUGAAUUAAUUUUUCUUGUGUUAAGCACAUAAGGCAGAAACCCCCUCAAACCAUGGAUUCAUACAGAACAACAGAAUAGAUAUACCUUUGCAGAUAUAGCUGCUUUUCCCUGCAAACAUUUGUGCAAAAGAGUAACUUUACUUUUUGUAGCUCAUCUUGAUGUUCACAGUGGAACUGCCAGCAUGUAAUUAUUGUAUUCAAUGUCUUGAAAUUAUUGUAAUUAUUAUAAUUUAUCACUCAUUAUAAUAAAUUAUGAGUAUUAUUUAUCAUA
Corvus hawaiiensis (hawaiian crow) is the source of this 5290-nucleotide messenger RNA. It is a transcript of the gene IQUB, whose product is annotated as IQ motif and ubiquitin domain containing. Bases 2658 to 4694 code for a protein of 678 amino acids. Gene Ontology annotation, cellular component: acrosomal vesicle; motile cilium. The transcript is spliced from 12 exons. Lineage: Eukaryota; Metazoa; Chordata; Aves; Passeriformes; Corvidae. The record is from RefSeq and is a predicted model, not a curated record. Gene Ontology annotation, biological process: cilium assembly.